AUGAGGGAGCUGUGUUCGUACCGCCUGCCCCAUCCUGCCACGUCACUCGUCAUGACACCUGACUGCCGCCGCCUCGCUGUCAUCCAAAACGACGGUGUGACCUCACGUGUGCGGGUCUUUGAGGUCAGGAACAUUGAGGAGGUCACGACGGAGUCGGAGGCUCAGAGAGAGCAGAACAAAGCACCAAAGGACAAGAACAAUGUCGAGGAGUUUGUUAAACAAAUUAUAAGUCAGGAACCCACCAAACCAUCAUCUGUUACUGAUGCUGAGAGCCAAGUGGUCAGAGCAUUGGCGUCUAAACCCAAUGGAAAGCAGCCCGCUUGUCGGAUGAAGAUGCUGUGGAGCUACGCGCUGCUGUUGCUCGUGCUGGGGGUGAUGCUGGUGAUCUGGACCGCCGGCUCCUACCACACCUUCGUCUGUACUAGCUUGGUCAAGGUCAGCGUGGCUGAAGUUCAAGGCCGUCUCGAGGACGACCUGGCGGAAGGUCACGUGGCCAUGUCCAAAGCCACCCGACAUUCUGAUGGCGAACCGUCUCGAGGUUUUUCCACGAACGUCAGCGAGCUGUCCACUGUGUACAGACACAGCUUCCGGACCAACACGCCCCUCGAGGACCAUCAGUUAGUCUUAAACUCGCCGUACUUCCGGCCUAGACUCCACGUUGUCACUUCCCUAGUCACGAAAUAUCUCAUUGAACCGGAAGAACUUUGUGAAGGACCGGAAGGGUCCCCGUUACUCCUGAUCUUCAUUCCUUCUGUCGUCACCAACGUCAACAUGCGAAGGGCCAUCAGGGCGGGGUGGGGGCGUGCCGCCAAGGGGGAGUGGCCCGGAACUCGACACCUUCCACCGGUCAAGAUCCUUUUCGUCUUUGGCAGGAGCGGUCACGUGGACGAGCACGCCAUCCUGUGGCAGGAGAAGGAAGUGUGGGGAGACGUUCUGUUCGCUGACUUCACAGACACGUACCGCAACCUCACGGUCAAGGUCCUGACCAGCCUGCACUACGCCGCUACACGAUGUCCAGCAACGGACUUUGUCUUGAAGGUUGACGAAGACACGUUUGUCAACGUGCCGUACCUCCUGGAGUUCCUCAGAUAUCACCGCAAGGAGCUGUCUGGACGCAUGGUGGGAUACGCUAUCAACAGACCCGUCAGCGUGCGCCUGGGCAAGUGGCGGGUAGCGGCAGAAGCGUACCCGCUGCCCAUCUUUCCCAAGUACCUGUUCGGCCACAGCUACCUCAUACACAACAGCAUCGUGAGCGACCUGGUCAACCUGUCGCAGUACAUGCCCUUUGUGCCGGUAGAGGACGCCACCGUCACGGGCAUCCUGGCGCGCGCGUUGAACGUCAGCCGCUUGCACAGCUCUUUGUUCGCGUUCGGCAAACGAGGCCACACGUGCGCCAUCGUCAAGAACACCAAAGUCACCAUGACCUUAGUGACAGAGGCGUCACACAGGCUGAUCUGGCAGGCCGUGGAGUCGGCCACGUGCUCCUACACACUUCUGAAUCCAGACAGACUGGAGGAGAGGACUGCGGAAGGUUUACCUGAGGACCGUAAGACUCUGGAUGACGAUUCAGGUCCCGACAGGGGAGUUAACUUGAUCCAAGAAGUGGGCCACCUUGACAAGGAAGACGACGAAGAAGUUAUUUAAGACCUCCAGGAAGAAU
This is a messenger RNA of Pomacea canaliculata, 1660 nucleotides long. Its product is annotated as N-acetyllactosaminide beta-1,3-N-acetylglucosaminyltransferase 4-like. Gene Ontology annotation, molecular function: hexosyltransferase activity. The record is from RefSeq and is a predicted model, not a curated record. The transcript is spliced from 4 exons. Bases 1 to 1644 code for a protein of 547 amino acids. NCBI's taxonomy places the organism in Eukaryota, Metazoa, Mollusca, Gastropoda, Architaenioglossa, Ampullariidae. Gene Ontology annotation, cellular component: membrane.